AAUCCCAGAACAGUGAUUAUUUAUUUUAUUUUAGUCCUGGAAGGAAAACUCUGCGGAAGCCAGCCAGCCCAAUCACGACUCCUUUUCGCUAUCCCGGCUCUUAUUUUGAAAUCCGUAACCGGAAAUGUAAUAAUUGUGCCGUGUCUAACUUGACGUCCAACAGCAGCGCUCUGGUUCUGGAGGUGAAAGAAGUCGAGUCUCCUCAGUCUCCCGCCGGCGCCGCCUCCUCUCAGCUCCGCUCCGCUGCUGCUGCCGCCGCCGAGGACGAGACUCACAUAGCGGAAACUUCUGCACGGGGACGCUGGAAGGGCAAAGAGAGGAGACUACACCCACCGUUGCUGCUGAGCCCCUCGGGAGACCCGUCUAGGCCCUUUCCACUCCUAUGAGGACUAGUCCAGGACUGACCCACACACUGUAGAGGCUGCUAUGUCCGUCUGAACCCUUGGCUCCCCCUGCAGCCAUGGUCCCCCGGAGCGCUGAGCUGUCCCACUGCUAGGCGACGGGGCAUCCGAGAGGGCAGGAGACAUGUUGGGACAGAGGCCCGGAAACCACUGCACUGAAUUCAGUUACUAUAGCGACUACUGUAGUAACCAUGGAAACGCUACGGAGGACUGGUCUGGUCUGCACUGUCAUCGCCGUCAUGGUUGCCACCGAGGUCGCAGGAGGUCACAGGGAUGAGUUCGGUCAAUCUCAAGCCGCCUUCCUGUCAAGUCUAGGCCAGUAUGAGAUCGCCAUCCCAGUUCGUGUUGGACCUCAUGGCGAGACGUUGGACGCAGAAACGCCUCAACACCAACGAAGAAGACGGCGCAGCACUGAAGACAGGCCGCCCGACUCUCUCUUCUACCAGCUGUCCACAUCGCGUAACAACUUCCUGCUGAACCUGACGCUGCAGGGAGGCCUGCUGUCCCGGCAGUUCAGGGUCGAAUACUGGAAGAGGGGUAGAUUAGCCUGGAGUCACCCUUACUCUCCCCACUGCCACUACAUGGGACACCUCCAAGACCAGCCCCACUCCAGCAAAGUGGCCCUGAGCAACUGUAACGGCCUGCAGGGGGUGAUUGUUGCAGGGGGAGAGGAGUACCUGAUUGAACCCCUUGUCUCAUCAGAUAACCAGACCAGGACGGAGAGGGGCGAGAGAGCAGAGGGGCGCCCCCAUGUGGUUUACAAACGGUCAUCGCUUCGCCAUCAGUACAAGGGCCUAUCCUGUGGAGUCAUUGAUGAAAAGCCGAUGAAGGGCGCGUCGUGGUGGCAGCGGACACUGAAGACGCCUCCCCACCACGUCGGCCGCGGCCAGCUACCUCUGAAGCGCUCAGUCAGCCGGGAGCGCUACGUGGAGACGCUGGUGGUAGCCGACAAGAUGAUGGUGGGUUACCAUGGUCGCAGAGACAUCGAGCAGUACAUCCUGGCCGUCAUGAAUAUUGUUGCCAAACUGUUCCAGGAUUCUAGCCUGGGGAAUGCAGUCAACAUUGUGGUGACACGGCUCAUCCUGCUCAUGGAAGACCAGCCAACGUUAGAGAUCAACCACCAUGCAGGGAAGUCGUUAGACAGCUUCUGUAAGUGGCAGAAAACCAUCCAGCACCGGAGCAGCUAUGGGAACGCCAUACCUGACAACGGGAUCGCUCACCACGACACCGCUGUGCUCAUCACCAGGUACGACAUCUGCAUCCAAAAAAACAAGCCCUGUGAAACCCUAGGUCUGGCUCCUGUAGGAGGGAUGUGUGAGCCGGAGAGGAGCUGCAGCAUCAAUGAGGACAUUGGCUUGGGAACAGCCUUUACUAUCGCCCAUGAGAUAGGACACACGUUUGGGAUGAACCACGACGGCAUGGGGAACGCCUGUGGCCCCCGCAGCCAGGACACCGCCAAGCUGAUGGCCGACCACAUUACUAUGAAGACAAACCCGUUCAUCUGGUCGGCCUGCAGCCGGGAUUACAUCACCAGCUUCCUGGACUCCGGUAUGGGCUCCUGUUUGAACAACGUCCCGCCCAAGCAGGAGUUUGUGUACCCCACCACCGCCCCAGGUCAGGCCUACGAUGCAGACGAACAGUGCCGCUUCCAGUACGGCAUCAGAUCUCGCCAGUGUAAAUAUGCGGAAGUCUGCAGUGAACUGUGGUGCAUGAGUAAGAGCAACCGUUGCAUCACCAGCAGCAUUCCCGCCGCCGAGGGAACCAUCUGUCAGACCAACACAAUAGAGAAAGGAUGGUGCUACAAGAGGGUGUGUGUGGCGUACGGGACUCGUCCGGAGGGCGUGGACGGAGGCUGGGGGCUGUGGUCGCCGUGGGAGGAGUGCAGCAGGACGUGUGGAGGGGGCGUCUCCUCCUCUGUCAGACACUGUGACAGCCCCAGGCCAACCAUUGGUGGAAAGUAUUGUCUCGGGGAGAGAAAGCGUUUCAGGUCCUGCAAUAUUGAUGAGUGCCCUGCAGGCUCUCGGGAUUUCAGGGAGAUUCAGUGCUCCGACUUUGACAUCGUUCCUUUCCGGGGGAAAUUUUACACCUGGAAGCCAUACAGAGGAGGUGGGGUGAAGGCCUGCUCUCUGAACUGCCUGGCAGAAGGUUACAACUUCUACACAGAGCGGGCUCCGGCCGUGGUGGACGGCACACCCUGCCGAGACGACUCCCUGGACGUGUGUGUAAAUGGGGAGUGUAAGCACGUAGGCUGCGAUCGCGUCCUCGGCUCGGACGUUCGUGAGGACCGCUGCCGGCUCUGUGGGGGUGAUGGCAGCAGCUGCAUGACUGCGGAGGGGCUCUUCAACGACUCGCUGCCCGAAGGAGGUUAUGAAGAAGUGGUCAGAAUCCCCAAAGGAUCCGUGUUCAUCCACAUUCAAGAGCUCAACAUCUCCCUCAAUUACCUUGUGCUGAAGAGUAAAGGUGACCAGUACUUUAUCAACGGGAAGCUGACCAUUGACACGCCGCGCAGGUUCGAAGUCGCCGGCACCACCUUCCACUACAGGCGGCCCACCGACGGGCCAGAAACGCUUGAAGCUCUGGGGCCAACAAACAUGACCCUUAUUGUCAUGGUGCUGGUGAGGGAGGAGAACCCAGGGAUCCACUAUCGUUUCAACCCCCCACUCAACAGGGAUCCUCUGAGCGGUUUUGCCUGGCACUACACCUCCUGGUCGCGCUGCUCGGCUCUCUGCGCUGGAGGUGUGCAGAUCCAGCAGGUGGUGUGCAGGAAGCAGUCGGAUCAUUCGGUCGUCUACAACCACUUCUGUGAAAAGAAGAACAAACCCAAAGAGAAGAGGAGAACCUGCAACACUGAGCCGUGCUCCCCGAGCUGGUGGACAGGAGAGUGGUCUGAGUGCAGUCGCAGCUGUAACAGCGGCCUGCGGUCUCGGGAGGUUUUAUGCAAAAGGAGGAUCUCUGUGACGGAGGAGAAAGUCCUGGAUGACUUCGCCUGCACCCCUCUGCGCCCCUCCCUCACUGAGCCCUGCAGCAACCACAGCUGCCCCCCCGAGUGGCUGGCCCUGGACUGGUCAGAGUGUACGCCCAGUUGUGGUCCUGGCUACAGGCACCGUGUGGUCUUGUGCAAGAGCGGGGAGAGCGGCGACACACUGCCAGAGUCUAAGUGCCCCAAGCAUGGCCGGCCCACCUCCAGGGUUCGCUGUAACCUGCAGCGAUGCCCCCCCCCUCAGUGGGUGACAGGUCCCUGGGGAGAGUGUUCUGCCAGGUGUGGGCUGGGUCAGGAGAUGCGUUCGGUUCAGUGUCUCACCCACACUGGCCAGCUUUCCAACGAGUGUCUGGACCAUCAGCGGCCAGCAGCCAUGCAACAGUGCAAGAGCAAAUGUGACCUCAGUCUGCCCAUCAGCACAGACAACCCCGAAGGCCGUAUGUCAGAGGAUCUCAGGAAGUCUUUGAACAAUACAGAGUGUAAAGAUGUGAACACUGUCGCCUACUGCCCCCUGGUGCUCAGGUUCAAGUUCUGCAGCCGGCCAUAUUUCAGACAAAUGUGCUGCAAGACCUGCCAGGGACACUGACACCACGGAACACACAGCGUCCGUCCCCGGGUGCUGUUCACACUCACACACAGUAAGCCGGAAACCCUCCCGCUGAGCCGUGCAAAGGCCAGCAGCCCUCGCGCCGCCUCUGUCCGAGGAGCGUGAGAUCUAACCGGGAUGCUUGUCAGACUCACCUGGUCACGUAUCUGGUCAGAUGGGAAACUUUUCCCAGCCAGAAUCCAGACCAAUACCGGACCAGAACCAGACGCCUCGCUGAGGCCGAGCCGGGCCAAGACAGCCUGAGCGGAGUUUUAUACAUUCCACUGGAGGCCAGGGCGAGGCAGAGAGAGCGAGAGAGAAACUUUCCUCCACCGUCUCUUUGGACGAACCCUCUCUCUCUCUGUCUCUCUAAAUCAUCCCUCUGUUGUAAUAUUUUGGUGCUACUCAUAUUUCACGUUGGCCACAGGACUUGGUUGCAGUACUCUCGAGUUCUGUCCUUCGCUUCAGUGGCCUCAUUCUCUUAGACCUGUUUGUUUACAGGUGACAUUUGUUUAGCUUUUAAAAGAAAAUCCACUUUGUAAAGAAAAUGAUUUCCCCCCCCCCAAAAAAAGGAAUAUGUUAUAUUAUGAAAUGUAAGAUUUUGUCUCUGUUUUAUCUGAUAGCCGUUACUUGUCUUCUGCAAAUUCUGCUUUGUUGUGUAUUAUCGUGUUCACCUGGUCCUCGCUGUUCUUCAGCCGACGCAUGGGCAGAGUUCGAUUUUGCACAAGUGUCAGCGGUCGGAGGACUUGAGCUCUUUAUGUUUGUUCUGAUGUGAUUGGCCUCAAUGUCUCCAUGGAAGCUAUAAAUGUCUUAGUGCGGUGAACUUGCCGUAGCCGUUUUGGUUAGUUAGUUAGUUAGUUAGUUAGUUAGUUAGUUUGCUUACAUGCUGUUACACUACCUUCAGUACUGUGAGCGGAGCCCGUGCUCACAUCACCAGGACAUUUUGGACAUUAUAGGAUGUUAUAUUGUGCUCUGACUGCGGACGGUGGCACAAAAGUCUUCGAAAAGGAUUUUUUAACACCUCGUCUCAGUGUCAUUAUCUGAAAAUCCCUCAACGCAUCGCUGUUGAUUUCUUUCUUUUUUUGUCAUGUUACCACUCAAUCGCCAGAGCUAGUAACUUUUAACCACGAGUGGAAAUUCAGAGCACAGUGAGACACAGCUCUGCCAGCAGGAACAGGCCCAGUGUGGAGGAGGAGUGCCGACCUCCGACCUCACGGGUUUCACAGAGAGUUGAAUAGUCUGAGAAUGGAUUCACACACAUCACAUUAAAUAUCUGAUUUCUUUGUGGCACAGGUCAGGUAUAUGCAUGCCUUCGUGAAAACAUCUUUCAGGCUGCUUGUGUUAAUGUCAAACUUGUAAUAACUGGAUUUUUGUUGUUGUUGUUGUUGCCACAAAAUUGACAUAUCAUCCUCUCUUAAGUUGAUAUGGUGAACUUGUUGGCAAACAGUUCACUACUUACACACCCAGCAUUUACAGAGCAACUUUUUCUUUCAUUUGAAGUCCGACUUUGUGUCCUGUGACCUGGUGAAAUGAAAUCUGUCUCUGUAGCGCCGCUGUGUCCACAACCCAGUAGCUAACUGUGUCUGCCUGCUGUUUGGUGCAGAGCAGGUAGUCUCCUGUUUUUCUUUCCUUAAAACGGCGGUUCGAGCACGGUGAAAACACUAAAGUUGAGGGCUCUGCAGUUUGAGAGGGAGCAGAAACGGUGUGAAGCCGACAUGAGCCGCAGUUUUGGGUGAUUGCUCUCCAUGGGUGUGACCCCCUUUCACAUUUUUUUUCACAUGGUCAUUCAUAUAAAUAUGUUGAUUAUUGCUGCUUUAAAGGACUCAUAUACUCAGCAUAGAGCUGGAUGCUGAAUUCUCAAAAAACAAAAAUCAAGACAGAACAGCAGUUAAUGUGCAGUUGUUUCUCCUCAAUGUGCAAACUUGGCCUUUCCUGUGUGAAUCCAAGUUACUUUUGGACACAGUGAUAUCAUUCUGUGACUAAUUAGGUGAAUAUUGUACAGGAAGGAUGACGUAAAGUUGUGUAGUACAUUUUACUGACACAUUUUUGAAGAUGCCGUCUCAGCUCUUUUCUCCAUCCUGCAGAGUGUUUUUUUAGAAAUACUGCGUCAGGCUUAUAUCAGACGUCAGGUCUGACGACACGUCCACUGUGCUCUGGAAUCUGCCGUGGCCGCAAAUGUUCACACUGAUGACCGCUGACAGAAAGCAGCUCCACUAAAUGCCACAUGAUUUGAUUGUGAAGAGAAGAAGCAUGUCUUUGUGGGGAUAAGCUACAAUGUUCGUUUUUCGUUUUUCUUUGGUGCUUUGGUUUCGGAUUGGUGCUAUUAGUUCACUGUUGUUGACAAUGUUUCUGUGUUAUAGUUUCUAACAGAUUAUUUAGAAAUCAGUUUGAGCCUUUUGUAAUAAAACCCAUCAGCAGAGCUGUCCUGAGGUGUGAGACUGCAGCUCUCCCCUCAUCCACCGGGGGGCACUCUUUGGGUUUAUACGCUCAUUUGUAUCACAAUUCACAAUCACAUGGUUUCUCCUAAAAUGCAAUCCACCAGACAGAUUGUGGGAUUGUGUUCUUGGGGUUCACUACACAAAAGGAUUUCCUAGUGCUCUUAAAAGUUUUCACUUGAUCAAACAUGAUCAAUACAAAUUUGGUUGAUUGAUUGGUUAUCAAACCAUGUCUAGUUUGGGCCAGCUGAGCUAAUCCAUCCACGCGGAGCACAGCAACAGAUAUUUAGAACAGUUAAGUUGUAUGCCAUCAGAGUGUACAGCCGCCCUGCUAUUAUUCAGGACCUAAAAUAGGUGGAAAUACUAUUUAUAACAUUUUCAGUUGCACAUACUGUCGGGACAUUAACCAUUUCAAAGGAUAAUUGCCAGAGAUCUUCAUUUUUCAGUGUUUUUGAAAGGCAUUCUUUUCUCUGUAUGUACCUGGGCCUGAAGCAAAGGUUCACACUGAGUGGUAAACCUGUUUUGUCCGAGUUAAAAAGAGGGACAGGGCCGGUUACUUUUGUUGUUCACAUGCUAAUUAUAACAUGACAUGUACUGUAUGUUGUUCGAUACUAUAGAUGAUGAAUCCAUUUGUUCCACAUGUACAUCUUUUUAAAAGGAAAUAUUAAAUUGACAUGAUGCCUUGUUGAUUUA
Scophthalmus maximus (turbot) is the source of this 7095-nucleotide messenger RNA. RefSeq names its product ADAM metallopeptidase with thrombospondin type 1 motif, 10 (gene adamts10). Gene Ontology annotation, molecular function: metalloendopeptidase activity. Gene Ontology annotation, biological process: proteolysis; extracellular matrix organization. Bases 593 to 3967 code for a protein of 1124 amino acids. NCBI's taxonomy places the organism in Eukaryota, Metazoa, Chordata, Actinopteri, Pleuronectiformes, Scophthalmidae. Gene Ontology annotation, cellular component: extracellular matrix. The transcript is spliced from 27 exons. The record is from RefSeq and is a predicted model, not a curated record.